Molecule: messenger RNA, 1349 nt
Organism: Suillus subaureus
Lineage: Eukaryota; Fungi; Basidiomycota; Agaricomycetes; Boletales; Suillaceae
Exons: 2
Coding region: 97-1089 (330 amino acids)
Source: RefSeq, a predicted model, not a curated record
AUGUGCUCGGCAUGUCAUAACUUUGUCAUGAACUCCUCCUCCUUCUCUAUACGAAUGAACAUCCAUGGCUAUGUGUGAUUAAGUCAAAGAUAUUACAUGAUCAUAUUAGCAGGAGCAGAAUUAGAUCAUUCGAGUUGGACUAUAGUUGCGCCGGCCCACGGCUAUAAUGUCAAGGACUCAUGGGUUCACGGAUGCACACCAUCUGAAUUUUCUCCCAGCAAGCCAUCCCCUGGUCCCAGCUUGUCGACUACGUCUUCGUCAUCACUGAUUCCUCCGCCCUCGUCACCUACACCUUCAACAGCAUUGACCACCACUGUGCGUCAGCACAAUAGCAACACCACUAAGACGCUGAGAGAUAUGCUGAUCUCACUGAGAGAGCAGACAACUGUGCUUCAAGGGGAGGGCCAGGUGUCAACAAACCAUACGCCGGACGAGUUGCAUGAGACACGCUCAGGUUCUCUGGACACCACAGAGUUCAAUGACCGGUUUCAGGCCAUCGAGGUCCUUUUGCGUCAACUCAUUGAUAGACGUGUCGAGACUGAACGACCUGGCUACAUCCAGCCGCCAUUGGUAUCUAUUUCUGAUGUCGGCAUAGAUGUAGGCGCAGAGGAUUUUCAGCAGCGCUGGCAGGAUUGGACGCGGCUUCUGAGGGACCGCGUCCCUCUUGCUGCACCCCAGCCACGCAGCACUCGUGGAAAUCUUGACGAUGAGCUGCUUGCACUAUUGCAGGCACCCCCACCCCAAGUACCUAUAGGCGUCCAGCCACCUCCAACAUUGAUUCCCUUCGCUUACCAACCUGCGGUACGUCCUCCAAGGUCAAAGAGUAUCAGUCCCAUGUUACGGCCUGCGACGUUCCCAAUUGCCACAGUGCCAGCGGUGUUCUCGCCUGAGAUUCAACACCCACCUAUCACCCAUCCUACUCCAGGUCACCGUAGCGACCGACCUGUGGCUGAGCCCGAGACCGUAUUUUCUGGUGCACCUGGGCUGCCUACUCAGCAACCGGUGCCACCACCCGGCGAUUUUUCCAAUCCAAGACCUCCACACCGGCCUACUGUUCCUGUUGUGCCAGUGAGUACUUUUGUUGAAUGAAUAUAGUAAAAUACCAACCUUUUGCUUAGAUCGACUUGCACGGAAGACCUCCAAGCGCACCUGCUAACCUUGAACCCAGUGACGACAUUCGCGAGCCUCAAACCUGGUACCGUCCCCCAAGAUCACAGGGCUUAGUACGUCGUUCAACGGAUUUGAUUUCAAGAUGUAACUUUGGUAAUUCUGCAGGGCAUGCCUCCUCCGCCUGUUAUCCCUGGUCAACAAGGUGGUUGCCAAUACGUGCCAAUGCCUCCGGGACCAAC